GAGUCUACCAACUGGGUUCAGGUUGAGCCUGUGGCCAUCACUGAAGAAGGCCCAAUGUUCAGGUACUCUCCUGGAAUGUAUUAGUCCCUCACCAUAUACAGUAGAUUAAAGCUUUAAGUUUUGUUAUCCAACAAUUCUGUCUUAAGAUAAUAAUAACUAGAUGGAAUGUACAGUUGAAGUCAGAAGUUUACAUACACUUAGGUUGGAGUCAUUAAAACUCGUUUUUCAACCAGUCCACAAAUGUCUUGUUAACAAAAUAUAGUUUUGGCAAGUCGGUUAGGACAUUUUUCCAACAAUUGUUUACAGACAGAUUAUUUCACUUAUAGUUCACUGAAGUUUACAUGUGCCUUUAAACAGCUUGGAAAAUUCCAGAAAAUGAUGUCAUGGCUUUAGAAGCUUCUGAUAGGCUAAUUGACAUCAUUUGAGUCAAUUGGAGGUGUACCUGUGGAAGUAUUUCAAGGCCUACCUUCAAACUCAGUGCCUCUUUGCUUGACAUCAUGGGAAAAUCAAAAGAAAUCAGCCAAGACCUCAGAAAAAUAAUUGUAGACCUCCACAAGUCUGGUUCAUCCUUGGGAGCAAUUUCCAAACGCCUGAAGGUACCAUGGUCAUCUGUACAAACAAUAGUACGCAAGUAUAAACACCAUGGGACCCCGCAGCUGUCACCUAGAGAUUAACGUACUUUGGUGCAAAAGUGCAAAUCAAUCCCAGAACAACAGCAAAGUAUCUUGUGAAGGUGCUGGAGGAAACAGGUACAAAAGUAUCUAUAUCCACAGUAAAACGAGUCCUAUAUCGACAUAACCUGAAAGGCUGCUCAGCAAGGAAGAAGCCACUGCUCCAAAACCGCCAUAAAAAAGCAAUACUACGGUUUGCAACUGCACAUGGGGACAAAGAUCGUAGUUUUUGGAGAAAUGUCCUCUAGUCUGAUGAAACAAAAAUAGAACCGUUUGGCCAUAUUGACCAUCGUUAUGUUUGGAGGAAAAAAGCGGUAUCUUGCAAGCCGAAGAACACCAUCCCAACCGGGAAAAACGGGGGUGGCAGCAUCAUGCUGUGGAGGUGCUUUGCUGCAGGAGGAACUGGUGCACUUCACAUAAUAGAUGGCAUCAAGAGGAAGGAAAAUGAUGUGGAUAUAUUGAAGCAACAUCUCAAGACAUCAGUCAGGAAGUUAAAGCUUGGUCGCAAAUGGGUCUUCCAAAUGGACAAUGACCCCAAGCAUACUUCCAAAGUUGUGGCAAAAUGGUUUAAGGACAACAAAGUCAAGGUAUUGGAGUGGCCAUCACAAAGCCCUGACCUCAAUCCUAUAGAACAUUUGUUGGCAGAACUGAAAAGGCGUGUGCGAGCAAGGAGGCCGACAAACCUGACUCAGUUACACCAGCUCUGUCAGGAGGAAUGGGCCAAAAUUCACCCAACUUAUUGUGGGAAACUUGUGGAAGGCUACCCAAAAUGUUUCACCCAAGUUAAACAAUUUAAAGGCAAUGCUACCAAAUACUAUUUGAGUGUAUGUAAACUUCUGACCCACUGGGAAUGUGAUGAAAGAAAUAAAAGCUGAAAUAAAUCAUUAUCUCUACUAUUAUUCUGACAUUUCACAUUCUUAAAAUAACCUGACUGACCUAACUGACCUAAGACAGGUAAUUUUUACUAGGAUUAAAUGUCAGGAAUUGUGAAAAAUUGAGUUUAAAUGUAUUUGGCUAAGGUGUAUGUAAACAUCCGACUGCAACUGUACCUGCUAACACUUAUUUAAAGAUGACAGUCUGACUUCAUUGCAUUUGUUUAAUUAAUUGUUUAAAAGAAAUACAGUGUAAGUGAACCCCACCUCUUUAAGGAAUACCUGGGAUAGGAUAAAGUAAUCCUUCAACCCCCCCCCCCCCCCGCCCCCCCACCCCCAAAAAAACAAAAAAACAAAAAAAACAUGUAAAGUGGUUAUCCCACUGGCUAUAAGGUGAAUGCACCAAUUUGUAAGUCGCUCUGGAUAAGAGCGUCUGCUAAAUGACGUAAAUGUAACGUAAAUGUAAUGUAAAUGUGAGGAUCUACAGACAAGUUUAACAAAGUAAAGCAACCAUUCUUAUAUUGGCCAACUGCUGAUAAACAAUUAAAUACAUGACUUACAUAUGCUAAACCCAUUCUGUCUUCUUUUCAUGCCGUCCCUAGCAUGUCUCCCCCAGGGCGCUACGAGUGCACAGCAUCAGGGCUCCGGUGGGUGUGUAAAACCCAUGUCAUUCUGACGUCUCAAUUCAGCUCCUGGGAGCCUCACAGGGCAAUGAUGAAAAGCUUGGGGUACAAGCAAGGAGGCCCCCUACUGGACAUCACAAUCAUUUCAGGAGAACUGGAAGAAGUGCAUCUGCCACAUUUUGCCUGUUUCGGUAUGUUUUAUUGUUUAUAACUAAAAUAUAACUGAUGCAAACUACUUUUUAAAAUCCUUGUUAAUGUCAACCUAAUGUUUAUGCAAAUGUACUGUUUUUGCCUCUGCAGGCGAUGAUCCCUCCUUUAAAAAGAAAGUGAGAGUUCUACAUGUAGAAGACUGUGGCGUGUCCAUAGUAAAAGUGGAUGAAGUCACCCGCUUCCACGUCAAGAUCCUCCAUCCAUCCUUCUCUCCAAAAGGAGUUCUCAUGAGAUCUGGCCUUCGGGUGAAAGCGCACUGUGACUUGCUGCUCUACCAGGCCAAGACAGCAUUCCUCACGCUACAUGCAUAUCUGGUCCCCUGUGAUUCCUCUGUAGAACAGGUUAUUUCAGUUUAUUGUUCUCCUCUGUGAUUAAAUAAUAUCUUAAUGGUAUCAAUGCAGAUAAUACCAGUGGAUUAAAAAAAUAAGACAUUUAAUAUAUAGUGUAUAAUUGUCUAGAUAUUGCCAAGCUCCUAUUCAGUGCUUCACUUGAGCAGGAGCUCACCGGAGCUGACUACCAGCACCUCAAAUGUUCUACUGCUUGUUCCUCUUAUAGAAUAUUAGCUCAAAAGUAUUGUAUUGUGGAUCUCCUCCACCUAAAUAUAAACAGUACAGGCACCCAAAAUGAGUAAAUAUGGUUCCUACAGACGGAAAAACAGCUGUUUAUAUUCUGUCCAAAAGCAGGGGAAUUUGGUGGACUUAUGGUUUUUGGAAACCGUGGGGGUCAGAGACCGAUUAUUAUGGUGGGAGAUUAUAAUACAGUUUUAAGUACCUCAAUGGACUGUAAAUCAUAAAGGAAAUCACACUACAAGCUAUCACCCUCAUGCACUUAGGGAAAUUACAAAUAUCAUGGACACAUUAGAACUAGAGGAUAUAUGGAGGCUUAAACAUCUAGAUUUAGUGAGAUAUACAUGGAGGAGGCUUAAUCAAACUAGCCGUCUUGAUUACUUACUGGUAUCCUUCGUGCUGGCACCAAAAGUUUUUUUUAAAGUGUUGAUGGGGGUAGAAUGCAGUCGGACCAUCAAAUAAUUGGCAUCCACAUGACUCUUACAGAAUUUCCACAUGGGCCAGGAUAUUGGAAAUAAAAUUAAAGCCUAUUGGAUGACAACCUGUUUUUAACCAAGACAAAUGAUUUCAUAUCUGACUUUUUCCUGCGUAACAUAGGUACAGCAGAUCCACUUAUUGUAUGGGACACUUUUAAAUGUGCCUUCAGAGGUCAUGCAAUUCAAUUCUCAUCUUUAAAACAAAAACAAUUUCAUUCAAAAGUGUUCACAUUAACAAAGGAAAUAGAAGAAAUAACAGUACAGAUGGAUAGCAAUAAAAACGGUACCGUAGAGUCACAGAAUAAUUUAGAGGAAAAAAUUAAAUAAAUGGAGGAACUUAUUCGGGAAUUAUCAAGUAUAAUGUAUUAUAGAAGUCAAGCGAAUUGGAUGGAAAGUUGUAAAAAAUGCUCAAAAUUGUUUUUCAAUCUUCAACAUAGAAAUGCUACCAAUAACAAUUUACAGAAAACUUGUUACAAAUGAUGGAGUCAUCCAUGAUUCACCAAAUUAUAUUCUGAAAGAGGAAGCAAAGUACUUUAAGCAUAAAUUAUUAUUAUUAUUAUUAUAAAAUUAUUUUCAGUUGUCUCUUUUUCCACUACCUAAGGAUAUUUUUUCCUAAUAAUAGUGUAAAUUAACAGCUGUACUGAAAGACUUGUGCAAGGGCCUAAUUGCAGAGGAUGACCUUCUUGAUGCAAUUAAAAGCUUUUAGGCCAGGGAAAACUCCAGGGCUGGAUGACAUACCAGUUGAGGUACAGUGCAUUUGUAAAGUAUUCAGAACACUUCCCUUUUUCCACAUUUUGUUACGUUACAGCCUUAUUCUAAAAUGGAUGGGGAAAAAAUGCUUGUCAAUCUACACAAAAAUAUCACAUAAUGACAAAGUGAAAACUGUUUUUUUGAAAUUUUACCAAAUCUAUUACAAAUAAAAACAGAAAUACCUUAUUUACAUAAGUAUUCAGACCCUCGAAAUUGAGCUCGGGUGCAUCCUGUUUCCAUUGAUCAUCCUUGAGAUGUUUCUACAACUUCAUUGGAGUCCACCUGUUUUAAGAUCAAUUGAUUGGACAUGAUUUGGAAAUGCACACACCUGUCUAUAUAAGGCCCCACAGUUGACAGUGCAUGUCAGAGCAAAAACCAAGCCUUGAGGUCAAAGGAAUUGUCCGUAGAGCUCCAAGACAGGAUUGUGUUGAGGCACAGAUCUGGGGAAGGGUACCAAAUAAUUUCUGUAGCAUUGAAGGUCCCCAAGAACACAGUGGCCUCCAUCAUUCUUAAAUGGAAGAAGUUUGGAACCACCAAGACUCUUCCUGGAGCUGGCCUCCCGGCCAAACUGAGCAAUCGAGGGAGAAGGGCCUUUGUCAGGAAGGUGACCAAGAACCCGAUGGUCACUCUGACAGAGCUCCAGAGUUUUUUGCUAUUCAAAUUAGAUCUAACAAUAAUAUAGAGGGGAUUAAAAAACAAAGGUGUCAUUGUACUCUGACGACUCAAAGUUCCUCUUAAAUCCGCAAUCUGGAUAAUUUUUCUAACCUCUCUCGAUUACAACCAAACUAUUAUAAGUGAACCAUAUUAGGUAUAUUCGAUUUUUUUUUUAAAUGCAACUUAUUUUAGCAAAAUAUAUUUCACUUUAUUUGGAAUGGCAAGCCAGACAAAAUAAAACAUGCUCAUUUAUAUAAUGAAUAUGAGUUCGGGGGCUAAAAUGAUUAAAUAUUAAAGCAUUAAACCUCUCACUAAAAUAAUCAGUCAUACAAAAGUUAUACUUAAACCCGAACUGGUUCUCCAGUAGAUUACUAAGAAUGGCUCAUCCCUUGUUAAAAAAUGGCAUUUUCCCCUUUAUCAAGAUUAUAAUCUCUCACUUUCAGUUAAUUGAAAAUGUAACCUUUAUCAAAAUAUCGUCCUUUCUAAAACAAGCCAUGCAAAAAGCUGGUUGCAAUUCCAGUUUCACCCUCCAGAAAAGACAGAACAAAUAUUACAACAAAUAAUAUGGUUAAAUUCAAAUACUAACUGACAUGUAUAAGUACUAUAUACAGUGGGGAAAACAAGUAUUUAGUCAGCCACCAAUUGUGCAAGUUCUCCCACUUAAAAAGGUACACGUCAACUAUGACAGACAAAAUGAGAAUUUUUUUUCCAGAAAAUCACAUUGUAGGAUUUUUAAUGAAUAUAUUUGCAAAUGAUGGUGGAAAAUAAGUAUUUGGUCAAUAACAAAAGUUUCUCAAUACUUUGUUAUAUACCCUUUGUUGGCAAUGACACAGGUCAAACGUUUUCUGUAAGUCUUCACAAGGUUUUCACACACUGUUGCUGGUAUUUUGGCCCAUUCCUCCAUGCAGAUCUCCUCUAGAGCAGUGAUGUUUUGGGGCUGUCGCUGGGCAACACAGACUUUCAACUCCUCCAAAGAUUUUCUAUGGGGUUGAGAUCUGGAGACUGGCUAGGCCACUCCAGGACCUUGAAAUGCUUCUUACGAAGCCACUCCUUCGUUGCCCGGGCGGUGUGUUUGGGAUCAUUGUCAUGCUGAAAGACCCAGUCACGUUUUCAUCUUCAAUGCCCUUGCUGAUGGAAGGAGGUUUUCACUCAAAAUCUCACGAUACAUGGCCCCAUUCAUUCUUUCCUUUACACGGAUCAGUCGUCCUGGUCCCUUUGCAGAAAAAACAGCCCCCAAAGCAUGAUGUUUCCACACCCAUGCUUCACAGUAGGUAUGGGUGUUCUUUGGACGCAACUCAGCAUUCUUUGUCCUCCAAACACCGACGAGUUGAGUUUUUACCAAAAGUUAUAUUUUGGUUUCAUCUGACCAUAUGACAUUCUCCCAAUCCUCUUCUGGAUCAUCCAAAUGCACUCUAGCAAACUUCAGACGGGCCUAGACAUGUACUGGCUUAAGCAGGGGGACACGUCUUCCACUGCAGGAUUUGAGUCCCUGGCGGCGUAGUGUGUUACUGAUGGUAGGCUUUGUUACUUUGGUCCCAGCUCUCUGCAGGUCAUUCACUAGGUCCCCCCGUGUGGUUCUGGGAUUUCUGCUCACCGUUCUUGUGAUCAUUUUGACCCCACGGGGUGAGAUCUUGCGUGGAGCCCCAGAUCGAGGGAGAUUAUCAGUGGUCUUGUAUGUCUUCCAUUUCCUAAUAAUUGCUCCCACAGUUGAUUUCUUCAAACCAGGGUGCUUACCUAUUGCAGAUUCAGUCUUCCCAGCCUGGUGCAGGUCUACAAUUUUGUUUCUGGUGUCCUUUGACAGCUCUUUGGUCUUGGCCAUAGUGGAGUUCGGUGUGACUGUUUGAGGUUGUGGACAGGUGUCUUUUAUACUGAUAACAAGUUCAAACAGGUGCCAUUAAUACAGGUAACGAGUGGAGGACAGAGGAGCCUCUUAAAGAAGAAGUUACAGGUCUGUGAGAGCCAGAAAUCUUGCUUGUUUGUAGGUGACCAAAUACUUAUUUUCCACCAUAAUUUGCAAAUAAAUUCAUAAAAAAUUCUACAAUGUGAUUUUCUGGAUUUUUUUCCCUCAAUUUGUCUGUCAUAGUUGAUGUGUACCUAUGAUGAAAAUUACAGGCCUCUCUCAUCUUUUUAAGUGGGAGAACUUGCACAAUUGGUGGCUGAUUAAAUACUUGUUAUUACUUGUAUAUAAAAAAAGGGCCAUAUAUGUAAAAUGUACAUGUAAACAAAAGAAAAAGCUGUAAAAACAACGUUUAUUUUUGUCCUCCUGAGUGGAUGUGCCGUAAAAAAUUACACAUAAAAUUAGAGUCAGAUAUGGUUUUGCUGUGUCGAAACAUCUCGCUGCAGUUUUUCUUGGGGUUGCCGGUUUUUCAGUUUAGAAUAUAUUAUAUAGUUCAUUCAUUGACAGUGUCACACCACAAAAUCCAACAAAAUGUAAUGUGUGAAUGGUUUUGAUAAGGAAAUGUUGGCUUAUGCUUCUUCAGGCUAUGAAGAAAAAGGAGCAGUCUUAUGGAUACAGGAGUAUCAGAAAGCCGCAACCAGUGAAGUCCCUUCGGAUGAAGGAUUGGUUCAGCCUCACAACAUCAUCUCCCUCUGCUGAAGUUAAACCUCCUGUAUGGGUUGAGCUCCCACAGAAUAUCAAUCUAGUCCAAAAAGCAAUAGCAAUUUUAAUAUCCUAUAAAAAAACUACCAAAAGAAACACCCUCUCAUCUACUGUCUCCACAGAAAAUGAAGCUGAGGUAUGACAACACUACACCAAACUUCUUUGAGGUGUUCAUAGAAGAUGCAGAUGUUGACUUUGGGAUGAAGCUUAUCAGUGACGUGGAGGGGGAAAUCGUCUGGGAUCAUACAAUACGAAAAGGUCAGAAAAAGAUUAUGCGAAAAAUAUCAGUGUCUCAACAGGCACCAUGUCAGUUAAAGUCAAAGAUAAUAAUAAUAAUAAUAAUAAUAUUAAUAAUAAUAAUAAUAAUAAUAAUAAUAAUAAUAAUUCAAUUUGGUGUGUUUUUCCCCCAGCUGACUACAGACACGAAACCACUCAGAAUUCACAAAGUAAGUGUUGUAAUAUUCCUGUAAACAUUAGAAGAUCCAAAACUAAAUGAUUUUUCAUUCGGCUUGGAUCCCAUCUCCGUCCUAUGGAUUAAAAAAAUAAACAAUGAUUGGUGUUACUUGGAUUAUUAUUUUUUACAUGAUAGUACUUUAAAAAGAAGUGGCAAUAUUUAGAGAAUAUAGUGGCAAUAUUUAGAGAAUAUAAUCAAAAUUACAUUUUGUGAAUAAAGUGGUAAUAUUUAGAGAAUAAAAAGGCAAUAUUUCCAAAAUAAAAUGGCAAUAUUUGGACACACUUGGUGAUUUAUUAGAUCAUUAGAAUUUAUAAGUGUGAGUGUGCAGUGACGGCCUGUUUACGAGCGUAUUUAGAUCAUUCGAUUAUUAUCCGAAUAUUAAUUAUUUCGAAAUCAAAUUUUAUUGGUCAAUAUCCAAAAAUACAACAGGGGCAGACAUUACAGUGAAGUGCUUACUUAAGCCGUAACCAACAGUGCAUUUAUUUAAACAAAAAAUAAAACAAUAACACACACAAAAAAAGUGUUGAGAAAACAGAGCGAAUAAAUAAAGUGACGUAGGAGGCUAUAAUACAGGGGGGUACCGUGCAAAGAGUCAAUGCGGCGGGCAACCAGGCCUGUUGAGUGUAGUGAAAGUAAUAAUGUACCCAUGUGGGUAGAGUAAAGUGGAGACUAUGCAUAAAUACUUAACAGAGUAGCAACACGUAAACAAAGUUGGGGUGGGGGGCAGUUGCAAAUAGUCGGAGUAGCCAUGUUAGCUGUUCAGAGUGUUAUUGGUUUGGGGUAGAAGCUGUUGAGAAGUCUUUUGCUCCUUGGUUCUAAUACUCUUCCGUAGCAUCCAAGCUUCAGCACAAUUUAUCAUGGCUGCGUUUAAAACUCAAAGUAGACAGCCCUCGGCCCUAAACCCUCAGCCCUUGAAUGAUGUUUUACAUCGUCACAUCCUAGUAUACCUUAAAUGUCCCUUACCCAAUCAUGGGAGAGUGAUGAUCGGAGAGGCAACGUCCUUGGUGGAAAUUUUGAAGUUGAGCUUAAAAACAACCAACUUAAAGCUAUUAAUGUGUCUAGUAAGCUAACGUAUCUAGCUAGCACCCCUGUCAGGUAGCUAGCUACAGUUACCCAUAGCUGGCUAGCUAGUUUUAUAGUUUGGUAACUUAUUCCAAUACAUUUCAGAAUUCCAAAAAUGUUUAUGAAUCUAGUUACGUUUUAUAGGCUCCUCACUAUGAGACUAAGCCAAUUUGCCAACGCUAAAAUCAAUGGCUAUUUCUAUUUUUUAGCAAGCUAGCUUCAUAUUUUUUCUGACAUGCCGAAAAUGCAGCCUUGUUGAUUAAAUUUGACACUUCGCGGCCACCAGAGUUUGACAUGUGACUACAGUUUGCAUUGUGGGUCAUAUCAAACCCGCAAGUGACCAAAGUUGUUCACUCGCUCCCUCAAGAUAAAUCGAGGGCUGAAGUGAGUGAAUUGGACCUCCACUUAAGAUGGCAAUCAAACUGCAUCUGGUUUCGACUGAGAUUCCCCUGAGGGAAAGUGGCUAGCGCAAGGGCUGAGGGGGUAAAAAUAACGUGUUUAGACUGCAGACAAUGUUUUUUAUUUCGUUUUUUGUGUAUUACAAAUGUGAAUUUCAUCACGUUUAAAUGCAAUUGUCCUGCAACCAAACUUUUCCUCAGACCAGCACUUUGUUGACCUCCACCGGACAGACCUGAUCCAGAGAGUGAGCCAGGUGAAGCCCAUCUUGGAUAAACUCCUGGCCAAGAGAGUCAUCACUGACGAGGGCAACAGUACAAUAAUGGCCAAACGCACCACCCAGGACCAGAUAAGGGAGCUCUACAUGGGACCUCUGAGGGCAAGCGGCAGCAGAGCGAAAAAUAUUUUCUAUGAGAUCCUGAAGGAGCUGGAGCCACUGCUAAUCAAAGACCUGAAGGGUGAAUGA
Coregonus sp. 'balchen' is the source of this 9799-nucleotide messenger RNA. Lineage: Eukaryota; Metazoa; Chordata; Actinopteri; Salmoniformes; Salmonidae. The record is from the annotation of a GenBank genome assembly.